ACCUUAAAUGCAGCCUCUAUAUCUGUUAUGGACCUCGUCUAUCAUUACCUGUACAUUUUUUCCCAUCGUCAGGUUACGCGGAGAGCAGGUCCAACUGUCCCCCAGAGGCCGUUCAGACCGUCAGAAACUGUAUCAGCUCAUCCAUUCCAUCCUUCGCUCCCUCCAAAAAGUACAACCUGAAGAGGGAGAUAGAGAUCAUGUGGGGAGCCUGUAGGUCUUCCAGUCUUGCCGAGGCCUCUAACUGUGUGAAGCGUGUGAUGGAUAAGUGUACCGGGAUGACAGAUGAAGAACAGAACCUGCAGAGGCUGUUCAGUCACAAGGACAUAGAGUACACGUACAGAUACUUCUGUGACAAUUUCGAUCUGUAUGAAAAACACAUAGGAUGUAUUCAAGAUCAGCACCAAGCUGCCACUAACUGCUCUCGGCCUCAGAUGGAGAGCUUUCGAAGGAAAAUAACGGCCAAAUCUCCUAUUGAGGUCAUGAUAUUGUCUAGUUGUUCCACCCACCAGAUAAUGACUGAGUGUUUGUUAGAACCAGUGAACCAGAAUUGUGGAGACAGCGCCGCCAUGUUCUUAGAACACAUCACGUUAAACCAACGUCCACCCGUGUGUCAUCCUCUGACGCCGAAAUACAGCAGCCUUCAGAAUGAUCAACCUAACAGCGCCACCACAUCCGCUGUGACGUCACGGACCAUAUUUGGCGCCGUUUUAUUUAUCUUUGUUUGGAAUUUAUUGCCCCUCUGACUUAUCCCAAGAUAAUACAAAUGCUUUUAUUCUAACGAUUUAAAAAUCGUUAAAAACUUGUGUAAAUUUCUUAAAAUACAAAUUACAGCCUUUAUGUGCAACAACUUUGUAAGUCAUGACGGUUAACACGUUCGGGACUAUGAGAGGCUGUUCAUAGGAAUUAUCCCAUCACUGCCUGCUGUGAUAUAACUUUACUAGUGUUGAACCAAAACAACAUUCAAGCCCCUCAGUAGCCGAAAUCCAAAUGGAACAUUCCUUUGCCUCAUUAUACAGACACCAGCGCCGACAAAACAAAGCAUGUGGCUGAUUUUAUAGCUCCACAAACCCUGUAUAGCUUGUACAUGAAAUGUACAAAGCAGUCGUUAUUUGCUGUGAAUACUUAAAACAUUACUUAAUACAUCAGUGUCAUAAGCCACGGAUUUUGGGUCCAUUCUAUUUCCAACAAACUGGGAUGGACACAAAAACCAUGGAUUGCCAAUAUAUUCUCAAUAUGCAACUUUUUCAUGUAUAU
Molecule: messenger RNA, 1254 nt
Organism: Saccostrea cuccullata (small rock oyster)
Lineage: Eukaryota; Metazoa; Mollusca; Bivalvia; Ostreida; Ostreidae
Exons: 4
Source: RefSeq, a predicted model, not a curated record